Messenger RNA from Cynara cardunculus var. scolymus (artichoke), 1846 nucleotides. Its product is annotated as transcription factor bHLH3. Gene Ontology annotation, biological process: regulation of DNA-templated transcription. Lineage: Eukaryota; Viridiplantae; Streptophyta; Magnoliopsida; Asterales; Asteraceae. The transcript is spliced from 2 exons. Gene Ontology annotation, molecular function: protein dimerization activity; DNA-binding transcription factor activity; transcription cis-regulatory region binding. The coding region runs from base 204 to 1658 and encodes 484 amino acids. The record is from RefSeq and is a predicted model, not a curated record. Gene Ontology annotation, cellular component: nucleus.
GGUUCCUCACGUUAAAUUGAAGUCCUUUGAGAUCUGAAGACCACGCCAAACCGCCAUUGAUUCAUUCACAUGCUCCACGAUAAUUCGUACCACAUAACUCUUUGCUUUCUUUCCUUCUUUUCAUAUUUCCCCAUCACUACUUGGAUUGGAUCUUCCUUGUUCUUCUUCAGUCAAAAUCGUUGGCGAGUUCGUAAUUUACAGAAAUGGGAGAAAAGCUUGGAUUUGAGGAAGAAGAUAAGGCGAUAUUAGAGAGUGUUUUAGGCCGUGAAGCUUUUGAUUUCUUCAUUUGGUCAGCUUCGAAUAAGAUUCCUGAUGAAUUUAGAUCAAAGACAGCUGAUUUAGGGGUUCAAGAGGGUCUUCGUAAGAUUCUUGAUAAAUCUGAUUGGAAUUACGCCAUUUUCUGGCAAGUUUCGAAUUCGAAAUCAGGAAAAUCCGCUUUGAUUUGGGGCGAUGGUUAUUGUGGAGAAUCGAAAGAAGGCGAAAUCGGGCAUAAGAAACGGGAUGAAUUCAGUAGAAAAAAGAGGGUUCUUCAGAAACUUCAUUUGUGUUUUAAGGGAUCGGAGGAAAAUCUUGCAGCCAAAAUGGAUUCAGUGUCGGAUUUAGAGAUGUAUUAUCUAACCUCGAUGUAUUAUCUGUUUCCAUUCGAUAAACCUUCGAGCCCGUCUCAAUCGUUUAACACGAGUAGAUCGGUUUGGGUUUCCGAUAGCAGAAGCUGUGAAGAACAUUAUCAAUCGAGAGCCUUUUUAGCGAAAUUGGCUCGAUUUCAGACGCUGGUUUUGGUUCCGGUUAAAAGGGGAGUUUUGGAGCUUGGUUCUUUUAAAUCGAUCCUGGAAGAACAGAGUUUAGUUGCAAUGGUGAAAACUUUGUUUAAUGGAUGUCAUCCGAAAGUAUUACCGAAGAUUUUUGGCCAUGAACUGAGUCUGGGCAGCGGAGGUGCGAAAUCUGGUCCGAUUAGUAUCAACUUUUCGCCAAAAGUCGAAGAAGAUUUGGAUUUCGGGGCUGAAUCCUACGAACCAAAUCAUGUUUUUGGUGGGAAUUCUUCAAACGGGCAUAGACUCGAUGAUAAUAACGAAGGGAAAUUGUUUCCUCAAAUGAAUCAUGUGAUCGGUGGAGUUUUGAAUUCACAAUCAAUUGUAUCGGCUCUCGAUCAAUCGAAUCAAGAUUCGUCGAUGAUGGAUCGAAAGCCGAGAAAAAGGGGCCGAAAGCCCGCCAACGGACGAGAAGAACCAUUGAACCACGUAGAAGCCGAACGACAACGGCGCGAGAAGUUGAACCAGCGGUUCUAUGCCUUACGAGCUGUGGUCCCUAACAUCUCGAAAAUGGACAAAGCGUCACUUCUCGGCGACGCAAUUUCAUACAUAACCGAUCUCCAAUCAAAAAUCCGAAUCUUGGAAGCCGAAAAAGACGUCGUGAGUAUUCCCGAGGUCGAUUUUAUGGCCCGAAAAGACGAUGCAGUUGUACGAGUUAGCUGCGCGUUGGACGAUCAUCCCGUUUCACGGGUUAUAAAAACGUUUCGGGAACACCAGAUGGUGAUGCAGGACACGAACGUUUCAACGACAGAAGAUGGGAAAGUUAUACAUACGUUUUCUUUUCAGGCUCGUGGUGGUGCCGCUGCGGAGGAGCUGAAGGAGAAGCUGGAUGCCGCCUUCUCCGAUUGAAUUCCGGCCAGCGGUGAAACUUGUAUGUAAGAUGAAAUAUGGGUUUGGGUUAGAUGUUGAUGGGUAUCUGCUUUUUGUUGUUUCUAAAUAAGCUAUAAGGCUGUUAGAUUUGACUGAUUGCUAUAUAGAGAUCCAUUAUAUCAUGUUUUGUAGAAAUUGCUGGAUUCUAAAGAAGGGCAGUUCUGGUA